AGCUGGAAUGACAACAGUGGAACUACCACGACGUCAUCACAACGAGGAGCACAUACCUAGUAGUCCAAGCUGCUACACAGUUUGGGCCACUGUGCUGGAUAGAUUAAUUGGCUCAACACGACUCAAAUACGGAAAAAACGGUAUUUGCAUUUUUAAUUUGAUUAGCGCAUUCUCGGCGAUUACGAAAUAGAGCACCAACGAAAGAUGAGAUAGCACUCCGGACACGCGCAAUCCUAAAAAGCCGCGAAGAAGAAGAAGAAGAAUCUCGAUUGGCUCGGCGUCGAUUCUGCGAAGAAAGCCUUUCCCAUGGAUUCCCCGCCGCGACUUCCCGAGACCGACACGAUUGCACAUGAUAAUGUGCAGAAUCCGAGGACGUUUCUGACAAGCUCUCCGAUCAGCGUGCCGCACGGGGUGUCGCCAAACGUCAGUGACGGCGAGCUCGAGCUGGCGCAAGGCGACUCCGGUGCGGAGAACUUGGAGAGCGGUCCUCAAGUUGCGACGCCCAGUCCCGGCAGCAGCGAAGUGAUCCGACUGCGCCCGGCUGCAGAAAAGGAAAAGGAAGACCGAGACCCAGAUGCGAACGAGGACCGCGUCUCCAGGGGGUUCAGAGCUCCGCACGCCAGUAGCACCGAUGACAACGGAUCUGCUGCCUCCGUUUCAAGCCACGUUAAGGACGACGUCAGCCCCGACCCAAUACAUGCUGCAAUGCGCCCAGGUGCAACCGUGGCGGGUGACGGGAGAGGGGCGAGGGGCGAGGACCCAAGGCCUUCAAGCAGAGUCUCCGAAUUGGAAGAGGACGGUGGCGCAGAGCAACGUGGCACUGACGUUGAGGAGAAAGCGGGAUCCUAUUCUGCAGCGUCAGAACCCGUGGAAGGAGAGAGACGCCCACGGCCAGGCGCUAAAGAUCCUGCUAAAGAGCGCCUUCGGCCCGUUGAAAGAGUGGCCUCGGUGAAGAGAGUGCAGCCUUUCGGAAUCAUCGUCCUGCUCAUGUACAUCGCCAUCGUCAUCACCCUGGUCGUGCUGACCAUCGCGCUGUUCACCCAGAAACCCGCAGCCUGCACCAGCACCGAGUGCCAACUGUUCGCCAAGCUGCUUGAGUCCUCCGCAGACGCCUCCGUCAGUCCUUGCGAUAGCUUCGCGCGCUUCGUGUGCGCUGGCUGGGAGCGAAGCAAUGCACUCAGCGUGCGCGAAGCGCUGUACCAGAAGGCGCUGGACCGAAUGACGAAGCAUAUUCGCAACGUUCGCGUGCCAGAUUCGGGCCAGAACGACGUACAGCGAGCAGCUGCCGCUUUCCGCAGCUGCGAAAACGUGCUGAGCGGUCGGUUAGACCACCUUGCGGCGGUCAAGGGCGCGCUGUUGGAGGCUGGCAUCACGUGGCCCCGAAUUCCCGAUCGGGUGGACAUCCUGCACACGCUGCUGUUCACCUCUCUGAAGCUCGCGUGGGACGUGAUUGUGCGCGUUGUGCCCAGGCGCUCCGGCAACAUAACUGUGCUGGCGGUGAACCCUGGCCGUCUCUUCCACCGCAUCGUGGAAAUGGCGACGAACUCGCUGUCGGAAACAGAAUUCACGCUUUACUUCAACACCUUGCGGAGGGCCUUCGGCACCGAAGGCAGCGAUGAGAUAGAGGCUAGCUUAGUGGACACUGCCGCGCUCGAGAAAAUCACAGCCCUCGCGCUCGUUCCCAAGUACAACCUCUACACGCAGUAUCCGGUGCCCUUGACUGUGCCGCGUGAUAUUCCCAUUUCCGAUGUCGACUGGCUGGCUACUGUCGUUGACUUCGGCUACAACGGCACCACCGAAGUGGCACUGGUCACGACAGGUCCGAGCUUCGUCGGCGCCUUCCUCGACCUCUGGCGCAGAAUCGGCAGCAACAACACCCACCUUUUGACGUCAUGGAGCACAGUGCAGGUGGCUGCACUGUACGCGAACAAGGACCUGAUCCUCAACUACUAUGGUGGGAAGACUGAGGCGGCCUCCGUUCGCUACAGUGCCUUCUGCUUCACUACGGCUUACCUCCUCUCCCGUGGUGCUCUGCUUGAAAACCACAUGAGCGAAGCGGCCCACAAGGAUGCGCGAGCGAGCGCGGAGAGCAUCAUACGCUCGGUCGGCAACGCGCUCCGUCGCCGCCUCUCGAAAUGGUCGCAAUUUAAGGAAGACGUCACGGUCGUUGCCGACUGGUCGGCGAUGCCAUCCGAAGCCUUCUACGAAGCACAGGCCAUCGCCGCCGACGACGGUUGCUACGGCAGUGGGGGCGGGGUGCCCGACCUCACCGACUCCCUGCUGCUCAAUUGGCGUUCGUCGUCCAGGCUGAUGAUGAACGUGCCGGACCACGUCUACGAAGUGGUCGGUGCCAUCAACUCCCUCGAGCUGUCAGUGCCAUCUUCUAGGUCGAAGACAUUACGGCUGCUCCCGCUGUCUCUGUCGUUUCCCGUAUUCGACGAGCGGCUGCCACUUGCCGCCAACUACGCUGGUCUCGGAGGUCAGAUGGGCUCCGCCCUUUCUUGGCUUCUCCUUACAACCUAUGCAGGCGACGUGAGGACUGCCGACGUUGUUUGGAAUCUAAGCGAAUGCGUCAAAAAGGGCUCCUCUCGCGCCUUCAAGCUAGACAGUGCUCUCAGCCAAGCUUUCACUGCGGGCGCCCUCGUGGAUGCCUACGAGUACAAAGCGGCGGCUCACGACACUCGUAUUGGCGAGUACAGCGGAACUCGGCUCCUCUUAAUGGUGCUGUGCUUCUUCACGUGCGCCGGUAGAGACACUGUGAACGAGGGUGCCAUCUGCGAUUCGGCGAUGAGGCAAUCGAGGCAGUUUGCUAGAGCCUUCAAUUGCGAGUCAGGGACACCAAUGAACCCGGACAAACGGUGCAACCUGCCUUGACCGCCUUCGUCUGCACCCUAAUGCAGUCGUGUAUAUUUUACUUCUUGUAUUGCGCGACCGACGAAGACAUCAUUUAUUUGUGUUUUUGUGGCCGCUGUUAAAACAUGAGCGCUUUUAUAUAAACAGCACCACUUGCUAAUCUUUGCUGCGUAUACGUGACUUCUAAAGGUGUAUUGGGUACAAGUUGGACAUGUGUAUUUUGUUGCGUCCUUUUUGCUUGUCUAGGCGUAUAGGUGCGUUUUCUACAUGACGACAGUGCUACGGUUUGAGGCAGCUCUCAUACGCUUUUACCCCAUUAACUUUUCAAUAAACUUCCUUCUUGUCAGUA
Dermacentor albipictus is the source of this 3202-nucleotide messenger RNA. Its product is annotated as endothelin-converting enzyme 1-like. Lineage: Eukaryota; Metazoa; Arthropoda; Arachnida; Ixodida; Ixodidae. Gene Ontology annotation, molecular function: metalloendopeptidase activity. Gene Ontology annotation, biological process: protein processing. Gene Ontology annotation, cellular component: plasma membrane. The record is from RefSeq and is a predicted model, not a curated record.